GAACCAAGCCGUCCACCUGGACAACCAGUCCUCUUUCAGCCACCUGCACCCCGAUACCACCACCAGCAAACGCGCCCAAGCUACGAUCAUUCGAUUGUGGACAAUUCAGCGAGCAUCGACAUCAAGAUAUGAGUCGCGCCGCCAAACUCGCCCCGGAGGUUAACCGAGCUUUAUUCGUCAAGAAUCUAAGCUACAACGUGACGCCUGAGGAGCUCUUCGAGCUCUUCGGCAAGUACGGGCCUAUCCGCCAGGUCCGCCAGGGCAUUGCCUCGAACACCAAGGGAACUGCUUUCGUUGUCUAUGACGACGUCAUGGAUGCGAAGCAGGCCUGUGACAAGCUGAACGGCUUCAACUUCCAGGGCCGUUACCUUGUCGUCCUGUACCACCAGCCAGAGAAGAUGGCCAAGUCAAAAGAGGACCUCGAGGCACGCAAGGAGAAUUUAGCGCAGCUCAAGAAACAGCAUGGUAUCGAUUGACAAUUCGACGGGCCUCAGGGCCGGCCCCUUCAGACGCAGAAGCGACGCUCUGAAGGCCCGUCGUCUCCUACCAAAUCCUCCACCAAGAGUUCGACCUCGCGACCGAUUCCUAUUCCGACCAAGAAGGACAAGGCGAGGCCCGACACCAUGAAGACUGGAGGAUCCAGGAAUUCAUUCUCCGGCUUCAUUCGCGGCCUCCUCCCGACUGUCCCCGAGUGUGCCUGAUGUUUGGACGCUAAACGAACGAAAUUUCGAGAGGCGUUCAGGAUCAGGCAGAAGGUCUCGGGAGGAGGCAACGUGUGGUGACAUCGAUACUGGCUUUUCUGCUUUGACGGCCUUGCCAUGUGUGCGCGGCAUGGCGCUCCUAUCUUUUUUUUAGGGGGAGCUUUAUUACCUUUUUUUAUGUUACGAAUGACAGAUUUCGUGUUCGGGCUGUGCAUCAUCAAAUUGACAUGACGAGAAUUCUGGACGAAGUUCAUUUUCUUCUUUGCGUGGGCAGUGGCGGAACAUACAGCUUAUCCUCACCGUGUCGAGAUGAUCUCCUCUUGACCUGUAAGGGGGUGAUGAGAUAAUGAAUAUUGGGACUGAUGCCGUUGCGGGUUCUGAGGCAUCCUAACAGCACUGCCUCUACCUACUUGAAUUGUGCCUCAAACGGCCUUCCGCGAA
This is a messenger RNA of Cryphonectria parasitica EP155, 1142 nucleotides long. RefSeq lists its product as uncharacterized. Lineage: Eukaryota; Fungi; Ascomycota; Sordariomycetes; Diaporthales; Cryphonectriaceae. Gene Ontology annotation, molecular function: mRNA binding. The record is from RefSeq and is a predicted model, not a curated record. Bases 129 to 476 code for a protein of 115 amino acids. Gene Ontology annotation, cellular component: ribonucleoprotein complex; nucleus; cytoplasm. The transcript is spliced from 5 exons.